This is a messenger RNA of Leguminivora glycinivorella, 7014 nucleotides long. RefSeq names its product cytoplasmic dynein 1 light intermediate chain 2 (gene Dlic). Gene Ontology annotation, cellular component: cytoplasmic dynein complex; centrosome. Bases 69 to 1472 code for a protein of 467 amino acids. The record is from RefSeq and is a predicted model, not a curated record. The transcript has 10 exons. NCBI's taxonomy places the organism in Eukaryota, Metazoa, Arthropoda, Insecta, Lepidoptera, Tortricidae. Gene Ontology annotation, biological process: microtubule cytoskeleton organization; microtubule-based movement. Gene Ontology annotation, molecular function: dynein heavy chain binding.
GUGACGUAUGAACGGCCGAAAACGAAAAGCCUCUGUGUGCCGUUGUUAUCUUCUAACAUUUCUGAAGAAUGGAGACAAACGGCCAGGCAAAUGGGCCUAAAUCUAAAAAGGAAAAAAAUGGUGAUACGAAGGACAACUUAUGGUCUGCGAUUUUAGAAGAAGUCCAGAAUCAGGGCAAUACAAAACUACCUUCAAACAAAAAUGUGUUAGUUUUGGGUAACAAUGAGACUGGCAAAACCACAUUAAUCGCGAAAUUGCAAGGAGUAGAGGAUCCUAAGAAGGGGUCAGCACUCGAAUAUGCAUAUAUAGACGUUAGAGAUGAAUACCGCGAUGAUCAAACGCGUCUCAGUGUAUGGGUACUGGAUGGUGAUCCAGGGCACACAAACCUGCUCAAGUUUGCCCUCAACGAAGAGACGUUCCCCCAUUCACUGGUCAUCUUCACGGUGGCCAUGACAACGCCAUGGGGGAUUCUAGAGCAGCUACAGACCUGGGCCACGGUGCUCGGGGACCAUAUAGACAAAUUGGAUCUCACACCUGAACAAAGGUUACAGAGUAAAAAACAGCAGCAACAGAAAUGGCAGCGGUACACAGAGCCCGGAGACGAGAUGGAGCAAGCGGCUUCCUCGCCCAUGAAAAGGUCUUCCCGAAACUUGUCAGAUGACCUUGACAGUGAGGAUGAUGAGAACCCCCUGCCUGAAGCUGUGUUGACCACUAAUCUGGGGUUGGAUAUAGUGGUUGUUGUCACUAAGACUGACUACAUGAGCACCUUAGAAAAAGAGCACGACUACCGCGACGAGCACUUCGAUUUCAUGCAGCAAUGGAUCCGGCGGUUCUGCCUCCAGUACGGCGCAGCCCUAUUCUAUACCUCGGCUAAAGAGGACAAGAACUGCGACCUGCUGUACAAGUACCUCACGCACAGGAUAUACGGCCUGCCGUUCAGGACCCCAGCGCUCAUUGUUGAGAAGGACGCUGUGUUGAUACCCGCUGGUUGGGAUAGCAUGAAGAAAAUUAGCAUAUUAUACGAAAACAUGCAGAGCUGUAAGCCGGACGAUUACUACAGAGACAUCAUAGUGCAACCAGCAACACGAAAGACUGGAGCGAACCGGGAAGCAGAAGUAGCGGCGGAAGACGAGCAGGCGUUCUUACAACGGCAGCUCGCCGCAUUACAAGCAGGGGCGCCCGCGCCUCGCGCCGAUUCUCCGCUGCGAGCCGCGCAGCGCGCCACGCAGCUGGACGGCGCCAAGAUCGGCAUGGGGCCGGGCACGCCGGGCAACGAGGGCGUGCUGGCCAACUUCUUCAACUCGCUGCUGUACAAGAAGACCGGCAGCCCCGCCGGCCGCGCGCCCGACCCCGCGCCCGGCGCCGCCGCCGCCGCCGCGCGCUCCGACGCCGCCGCGGAGCUAGACCGCUUAACCCGGGCGAAGCCGCGUCCGCCACCUCCGAUUGACCUGAACUCAUCCUCUGAGUGCUAGCGCUAAGGGUACAAUGUCGUACGGCGGGCAUACAAAGCACUCGCCUGCACCGCGCUCGUUACACAAUGCUGGCUUGUACUUGUCGACGCGACCUUACUCGCGGCCGGGUAAGCAACCAUCCCGUAGGGCGAUCCCGGACCCCGGGCCACAGUCCCGGACUACAAGCCCCCGUAGCUCCCUGCUUCGUCUUAACGCGUUAUGAGAUUCUUCCAGUCGCGGUGUUAUAGGAUUCGGUGGAUCGCGAACAUAGUUUUGUACUCAUUUUAUAAAGAGUUGGGCGCCAUUUGUAAAACCUGUUUUAAAUUAAUAUAUUAGCAAAUACUAUUAGGAUUUUAUUGAAACUUCUAAUAUUAUAAAACUAAUAUUUAAUAUUAAAAUGGAUCGGUGGCAUUGUGAGCGUCCGCGACUACACUGUAUUGUUUAUAUAAAUUAGAUAUUUAUGCAAUGAACUUGAAUUUGAAUAGCCUUCAAUGUUGCUCUACGAGGAUAAUUUUCUAUUCUGUAACAAUUUUUGUUUGUAAUUGUUCAUGAUAUUAAAUAAGUAUUUAUUUAGAUAGCAUCGUGAAACUGAUUGUAGUUAAAAGAUUAAGCCCAGCAUUCACUACACGACACUUAUAAUACCGUUGAAAAACCCAUCAUCGAAUACUUUUUAGAUAACUGUACGCUGCGCGUCGUAUUUAUAAGUGAGUUUGUUAGUCACCAAAUCCGGCUUACAUGGAAAUGACUCUGUGAAAUGCUCAUAAGAGGUUUUAUGAAGUUGUAAUAGUUCUAUUAAUGGUCGACCUGUGUUGUCGGUGUGAAUGCUGGGCUUCAUAAGCAUCAUCUGAGAUUAGGAGGUUCCAAACAUGUGAUCUUCUGUGAAGACUGGCCGUGUAAGAUCAGGACACGUUUAUGCACAAUGAAGUCACUAUUUGUACAAAUACAAACCGUGUUUAUGUACAAUUACAAUAUUUGUAUGUAACAAUCAUUUCAUACGCUCAUAUGUAAAUUGUUUUCGACGGUCCGAGAUGUAAUGGUGACCUUUAUUGUGUGUUUUAAACGAAUUUAUUUAUUACUUAACGCAUAAUUCUCAUUUUGAUUUGUUUACCCCCACAGACAGUUGAAAAUGUUUAUAGAACUUUUUUAUGUUUAUGUGAAUGUAACUUAUUUUUUUAUUGAAAUUGGAUUUUGUUCUUAACAUGGUGCAAUACUGAACAUUCCAAACGUGGUUUGGUGCUUAUUAUUAUAGUAAAAAUAUUGAAUAAUAUAUGGCGUUUCAUUUCAUUGCUUGCCUUGCUGCUCUCUCAUUCGACUUCUAACGGUUAAUGAUAGCGUUGUCUCGCUCUAAAGGUCAUCAUUAUAUAUUGGUUCCAUUUUUAACUUUCCAAUCAUUAUGCUUCAAAUUUAUGAUAAAUUAAUAUUCCGAAUCAUAUCUUAGCGUACUUAAUCUCAUUAAAUUUGAACCCCCAAUGAAAUGCCGUCGUUUAGGCAUUUGAGUUGCAUAACAUUAAUAUUUAUGUUACUAUUAAAUAAUAAACUGAGGGUUUUGUGUAACUUAUUAAGUUAUUAACUUGCAUAGCUUAGAUAUUUAAUCAUUAAUAUGACUGCCUUGACAAACUUAUUUGGGCACCAUUUUAUCGGCAGCUAUAAAGUUAUGCCAGAUGAGUAGAAAAACUUGGCUUGCACUCUGCUGUGCACAUAUUACAAUGGCCUAACGCUUUGUAAAUAAUUAUUUUAAAGUAUUAUCUAGUUUAAUAAAUAAAAUAAUCCUGAAAGUAACACAAUAUAUCAAUGGAAUUUUUAUUAACAAUAUCAUAUUUCUCACAAUCUGUUUUAAUGUGCAGCUAACAUCAUAACUAAUAAUUCCACACAUUCCUAAAAGGAAUAUAACUAUACUAUUACGCCUAAAUAAGUUUGUCAAUAUCUCUUUUUCCAUGUUCUACUGAAAGUUAAAUCACAUUUUUAAUUUUUACUUUGUUUUGUAUUUAAUGAGGAGGCUCAAAGGUUAUGACAGAUGGCGCCACCAUAUUAUUAGUCCAUUGCACAGAUGAAUAAUUUCAUACAUAAGAGCGAGAUGAUGUUUUUUUCUCUCUCUCACACAUAUGAAUGACAGUGACAUGCAUAGGCACUUGCACACCCGCCGCCUAGCGGGAUAAAAUGUCAGUGUGCUUCCUCAUUCUUACUUUUAUAUACCUACAUCAUUCAAAAGGUUUUACAUUGUCGCUAGUUUUUCUCCUCUCAUUAAAUUUACAUAGGUAUCUUUCUAGUUUUCUAUUCCAACUACAGCAAUACCUAUGUAAUUUGGUUUCUUAUUAAUAAUUUGAGUUAACUUUCACGGAUCAAGGUAGGUAAAUAAUAACUCAAUGUAUGUAGAAAAUGGAUGGCAUGAGAAAAAUGUACAAUCUACUAAAUAGUCUGUUAAAGCAGCUACACAUGGGGAUGGUAGGUAAUAAGAAAAAGACACCUAAUUAUUAUACGAGAUGUGUCUGCGAAUACGUUAUAAUAAUUAUACCGACAAAUCCUCACGACCAAUGGCCCAUUUCAGAAAACUGAAAGUUACAAGCGGAAGUCUCUUUCCAACUUGUCAUAUUAGACAUUGACUACCACUUAUAAAUUGUAGCUUCGAGAAAUGGGCCCCUUGCCACCUUGCUCGCAUGAUAUGUGAAUGCAUAUGGCUCUGACCUCUGACAGUUGUGCACAUCCACGUAAACACAACCGAUGUGCUCUACCGGUUUUCAUGUUCAGUUGUGAUGCGUCAGUGAAAAAAUAACGAUUGUAUUUUAGUAGAUUGUCAAUUUUCUUUACAAGCAAUCGAAGGGCUUGUCAGUUUUGAUACGAAAUUUGUAUGGAACGUAAUGGAGUGAAUAUAAACUAUUUUUAUAAUGGGGACAAAAUGUUAGGUGGCUAUACGCAUUACUUAUCAGUACCUAGAACUAACGUAUUACUAUUUGUAAGAUAUAUAGCUGACCAUGUUACCUAGGGUGUAAGGAAAAUACAUAUUUCGCACUAGUGGGGCUUGAGGCUUAUUUCUCACUUCUGCUAUAAUAACUACUAAGUUAGGGUCGGUAAACAUGGCUGGUCAGCACUACUUGAAAUAAAGUAAUAACUAUUAAACAUGCCAUUGGUUUACUACCUAUGCUAAACUCGGGAAGUGCCCAGCGCUACGUUUAAAACUUGUACUGAAUUAAAGUAUCAAGUCUCGAUUUGGGCCUAAGUCGCUUAAAAUGUCUGCAAUAAGAGUACAUUAUUUAAUUUACUCUCUGGUGUGAUGUUAGCAUAUUUGGAGAAAAAUCCAUGAUCUGGCGUGUUUGUGCAGAAUAUUUGCUGUAAAAAAGCUUUAGUAAAAUUCAGUUAGUUCAAAAUUAAACCCUGAGUGCUAUUUUUCUACAACAAUUCAUAAUAAGGCGUUCUUGUGUCACUAAAAUAUGAUUUAGUGAAUUAAUGAAACUUGCAAGGUGAGAAAAAAAUCUGAAAUUACCAAUAAUGUUAUUAAAUAUAUAUCAUAUAAUAUGACCUUAAUGUCAAGAAAAUUGCAUAAUACUUAUGUAGUAAUUUAUAAAGUAAAAAUAUAAUUAAAAGCUUAAUUCAGUAUUUAACUUCAUAUUUAAAUCUGGAACGUUAACAAAUAGUUAUUGUUAUUGGUUCUACAAUCUACAAGGGGGCAAAGUUUCAGUUUUCAAUUCUUGAAUCUUGAGCGUUGCAAGGGUUUUAAGUCAAAGAUUGGACAAAAUAAAAUCUAUUUUUAAAUUAUUAUUGCUAAAUAUUUACAUUUCAAAAUUAUGACUUAAAAGCCGAUUCUUAGUUAUCCUCAACUCAAAUUUUGCAUGUAGUUAUAAUUUUUCUUUUGAAUUUAAACUUGUAUUUACUGAUUCCUAGGUAACAUUUUAAGUAUAUUUACGUAUGCGAUGUGUAUGUUUACUUGAUAUUAUUAUGGUUUCGAAAACAGAUUAAAUGAAAGUUUGCUUCAGCAGAAAUCUAUUAUAAAAAUUGUAUGUACUAGUCAAAACACCAGUGUAAGUUCAUUUUUUAUAAUGCGUCUUUCUGUGAUAUGAUUUUUAUAUUAAUAGAACAAAUAUCCUCUUGUUACAAAAUGCAUGAAAAUUCUACUUUUUUAGGUUUAGCGUACAGUAAGAAUCCAAAUGUUAUUUAGAGUCAAAAUGCCUAUAUAUAUGCAAUGUAUUGUUUCCUUAUAAAUCUUAUAAUCCUUAUUGAUAUCGGCAUAAAAAUAAAGGGGUUUUGCAAUACAUUCGGUCACUUUGGUUAUGUAUUAUAUUUGGGAUGCUGACUGUACCGUAUACGACACUAUAAAAGUGACUUUUUCAUGUAUAUUUAACAUUUAUUCUUCUUAUAAUAUAUUAUGUAUUGGCCACGUAACAUCCUCAGCUAAGAGAUUUAAUAAUAGGAUUUUAAUGCGUUGUUUAAUUUGAUUUAUGCUCAACUGUUUAAGAUGUUUUGUUAAUGUUAUUUUAAAAUGAAUAAUUAUAACAGUUUAAACAUGAAAUUAAAAAUAGAUGUGGUGAUCUGACAUAGUGAAAGUUAGUGCCAAUGCAAAGUAAAUCUUAUGAUUUAUUCACAAGAUACAUACUUAGUUGCAAUAAUUAAAUCGAUUGAUCUAAAACACUGUUUGUUAGUCUCGCAUCUAUUGUUUAUUCAAUCUAAUAUUUUAGGUAUAAUUGGGAGCCAUUUUGGUUGUAAAAUAAACAGUUGUAGCAACUCUGGCUAAGGCAUAGUGAUUUAUUAUUAGAUUCUCAAUAGUUUUGUUACGCUUUGUGUAAGAAUAGAUCCUAGUAAUCAUUUUAGUUGUUAAAUUAUUAUUUAAAGAGAAAAAAAUCGAAAAAUUAAUUAUAGUAAGCGACAAAUCGAUACAAUUAUAUUGAGUGUAACAUAUUUAAUACAUUGAAUUAAAAAAUAUAUCUUUAAAGUGACGGACAGUGUACAUCCAUAUUUGAACACCCAUCUGUUGCCUAAGCAUAACGGCUCAGCCUCAGCCCACGAUAUUGGUCUAAGCGCGACAGCGUUGAGCGGCGACCAUACAUUGGAGCGAGACAGCGAUGGGACUUUUCAUUCGCACGUAUGGCUGCCGCUCACCGCUGUCGUGCUUAGGCCGAAAGUACACUAUCGUAUGUUAACAUAGAUUAGAAAUAUGAUCAUAGGUUUGUCUGUAUGCCUCCCUUUUUCUCCAAUUUGAAGAAAAAGGACGGCAUGUUGCCUAUGAUCAUAUUUCUAUGAUAGUGGACUAUCGGCCUUAGACCAAUGUCGUGGCUGGGCCGUAAGAGACACUCUAAAUUAACCAUUUGACCAAUACUGAACCUUACGGCUUAUUAAUAAGGUACAUGAAGGCUCAGUUACUAGUUGAUGGUAGUUAAGUACUGUCUUUUUCAUUAGUAAUAGUAACUUUUGAUUGUGAUUAAAUCUCUCACAAUGAGAGUUACCAAGCUGAUGAACUGACCCCGUUAAAAAUACUAGGUAUUCAACUACUAAGAACGUACUUACUACUUAAUAGAAAUUCUGAAAUGUACCUAUUAGAAAACCUCCAUCUUAUUUAAAACUUCUUAAGUAUAAA